Molecule: messenger RNA, 738 nt
Organism: Plasmopara halstedii
Lineage: Eukaryota; Oomycota; Peronosporomycetes; Peronosporales; Peronosporaceae
Product: retrotransposon unclassified
Exons: 1
Coding region: 1-738 (245 amino acids)
Source: RefSeq, a predicted model, not a curated record
AUGAUGACUGCUGUGGACAUCCGCAACGUGAUACCAAGUGCUUCGAGUCCAAACGCGAGCCCGUUCGAGCUCGUGUUCAAGCGCAAACCACGCUUUCAACACAUGCGCGUGUUCGGCAGCCAGUGCUACGCACACGUAGCCAUGGCAGUGCGGGGCAAGCUCGACAACUCAGGCGUGCGCUGUCUGAUGCUCGAUUGCUCAAAGCAGCACAAGGCGUAUCGUCUGCUGAAUGAAAGCACGAAAGCAAUUAUUAUCUCGCGCAGUGUGGCAGUUGCGGAGAACGCGCCAGCAAUGAAAACGCACAGACAGGGUGCGCCAAGUCUGAUCGACGUCGUGGGAGAUGAUAAACAUGAUCAAGAGUCAAGCGAUACAAAAGCCAGGGAGAGUUACCAGACUCCACCGACAGCACCUAGAGGGACUCCGACACGUAUAGAGGAAGUGCUGAAUGAGCGUUCGAGAGGCUCUGUGCCAACACAACGUUCAAGUACACCAGGACGCGACGACGAGAACGAGUCGCAUGUGCGAUUGGUGCGCAAGAAUCACGCGGUGUUGCGCUACGGGCAUGAUUUCCCAAAUUUGCGGCACGGAAAGUUUGGCCUGGGUGACUAUGAAGCCGGGCACGACGCAUUGUACUGUUUCAGCGCUGAAGAUGACGGCGAGAGCACGUCGACGUUCGAAAAAUUGCAGCAAAGCAAAUACAGAGAUGAGUGGCUGCGUGUAAUGGAAAGUGAAAUCUAA